AUGGAGCGGUUUAUGGACGACCAAGAUCUAUACGACCUUGGCGAGGACCCUGACCGUCUGCGCAACAAGCUUCUCGAGCGUAUGCCAGGGCUCUGCGACAAAACUGGAUCUAACUACCGCGCGGGUGAGGGGCGAUGCACAAGGCAUUGGCCUAAGUCUAAGAGCCUAGAGGCCAAGUGCGAUCGGAUGGAUUUUUACUUUCUUUUUGUAGAUAGGGAGGCUACAGAGCGUGACUUUGUGAAUGUAAUGUGGUUAGACUCAUACGGCGAGUGCCUAUUUAUUAACCAGAUAGCCGUUGGCAAGCUGGAGAGCAUGACGGUCAUGUUUGGGGAGAGGUUCUCUAUGGAGGAAGCCAUACUAUACUACGGCACUGAGGACAGCGCCGAUAUCAAUGGCGACAUAGUGCAUAGCGAUGAAGGAGAAGAAGAAUAUGUUGGGUCAUGGUCCAACUGGUUGACCUCAAUUUACACGCCACGACAAAAUAACGAUGAAUGGCGGCGCAAGCUUUUGGAUAACACUUGGUCUUGCGCCCUGUAUGACUGGAAGUAGGUCGCCGUGCGAAAAUCAGCGGUAUGCCAUCCAGUACAUGUCACUCGAUAUCCUGUGAGUCCGAGCUGAUGACCUGCAAAAACGUUGCGCGCACACUGACCAACCGCAGACUAGAGAGAGGCAAGGCAUAAGUUCCGAGUCUCCCUCAGCCCGAAAGGUAAAAAGCAGAAGUCAGCAGAACUGACACCAAGAGAAACCGGACGCUCAUUGUCCACUGAGACUGAGCGCCACCCUCAUCAUCCACAGCUUCCAUGCCCUUCCGUACUAGAUCGUAGUCGAGCCAUUCGCAUCUACUGAGGACUUCUAUCUUAGACUGGUUGCCCUUGAUUGCAUCAACGUCAGUCUUUGAAAGCUCCCUCU
Molecule: messenger RNA, 909 nt
Organism: Emericellopsis atlantica
Lineage: Eukaryota; Fungi; Ascomycota; Sordariomycetes; Hypocreales; Bionectriaceae
Exons: 1
Coding region: 1-549 (182 amino acids)
Source: RefSeq, a predicted model, not a curated record